Molecule: messenger RNA, 600 nt
Organism: Australozyma saopauloensis
Lineage: Eukaryota; Fungi; Ascomycota; Pichiomycetes; Serinales; Metschnikowiaceae
Exons: 1
Coding region: 1-600 (199 amino acids)
Source: RefSeq, a predicted model, not a curated record
AUGCCGCUUUUUGGAAAAAAGAAAGACGCUCCCGACGGACCUCCCUCCUACGAUGAGCUGCAGUCAGCUAGCACAAACCUGGACCAAGCUCCGCAGUACCUGGGUCAAUACGGACAAAACGAAUAUCCAGACGAAAAAGGCUCUAGCAAUAACUUCAACGGUGCAAACGAAUAUCAGAAUAAUCAAGGAGGAUACAAUUCUCAGCCGCAAAAUCCUCCGCCUAAUUACGGGCCCUCUCACGGUCCCAAUGGACAGAACAACUUCAAUGGAAAUCAACAAGGCUUUCAACCGAAUGGACAGUAUAGUGGGCCACCGCCGGGUACAUACACUGUUCCCGCCAACACUUAUGCAGUUCCGCUGCAGAAGACGAACAUUGCGUACGAUACGGAGGGAAAUGUUACUCGCCCUGGCUACAAAGAAUACUUGCAAAGAGAUCAGCAAAGGGUGAACAUGGGGGAUGUUCCAAAGCCGAGAGAGGCAUUUGGCAAAAACAAAGGAGCACCUUUGGCACCCAGUCGGAAAGGCGGCUCCUCAGGUGGAUUUCCUGGAGCUGGUGGCCGUGGCGGUCCCACUUACUAUAAUGCUUCUGAAAACAAGUAG